AUGGAGAGAAACCAUGCAGAAGCAGCUGUUGCCCAACUCAGACCCACUGAAGCUCCAGCUUCUGAUAAUGAUCGAUAUAUUGCUAUUAUUUUGUCUAUGGCUAGUUUGGCAUACAAGAAGGAGAGCGUAACCAAGUCCUCUGCAUUCAUUGAUUCCAUUCUGAAAAAUGCUCGGUUUUUUGUAAUAUUUGUUGUGUUCCUUCUUUGCCGUUAUGUAAAUCAUAUAUCAAUGUAUCAAGUGCUCUUCUUCGUCUCUCUGACCCCUUUGCUACUCUACUUCUACAUCAAGCAUGUGCCGUUUAUGUUCUUAGAGGAAGACAUCAAGUGGAUUCGAAGAGAAUCGAGGCUCCUGGAUGCUAUUGCAGAGGAUGCAGCAAAAGUUAUGCACUUAAGGGAUCAUAUAGGUACAAUACAACAACAAAUCUUGGAUCCCAGGAUUUACUCUGUUGAAGUACCUAUAAAAGGAUUGGAUCAGUCUGAGGUAGCGUGGUUGACCAAAACCAUAUCAGUGGUUCGAAAAGCAAAAGACCUAUUCAAAACUUUUGAGAAGCAGAGAAGAGACUCCCACAUGAUAUCUUUUGUUGCAAUGACUACAAAGAAUUUCAUGGAUAUAGAAGGGCUGUUCAUUGAAACUAAGCGCGUGAAGGAUGACAUAAACGAAACCAUUUCGAUGAAGAAGGUACAUGGGAUUAACAUAUGUGAAUCGCUGGAGAGAUCAAGGUCUAUUAUUAGAAGCCUGCUGGAAAGACCGAUUUAUGAGCACGAUCAAGAACAACGGGUGGAUUUCAAAGGACGAAUUGCCUCUGUAGCUGCUUUGACUUCCUCUAUUGUUAACACAAUAAACCGCCUCACCCAACACCCAGCAUUACUGCGUAAGAGUAUUGGAGAGCAAAUAGACUCAAUAAAACUGCAAUUGCUACUUCUGCAUCCCUUUCUGAAAGAAAUAGAAGGACUUCCUUUCGAAAGUGAAAUCGAGGGGGCAUGGGUGAAGGAAGUGGAAGAGGUUAUUCAAGAAGCAGAUCUUGCCAUCAACAACUUCUCACAGAGGCCUGCAAACCGAAUCAGUAGUUGGAAGGCAAGAAGAAAGCUCGAGGGGGACUUGAGGUGCGUUGGCACUGGAUUUGCAGAACUUUUAAAGAGGAAGGAAAGAUAUGGCUUCGAAUUUAUAAGAAGAGAUUCGUCGAAGUUUGUCUAUCAAUCCCCACAUCACAAUACCAGUGAUGACAAGAUUAUUACAUCUUUAGUCGACAGGAUGUACAGCCACCUCAAUCACAAGUCAGAUGCAUUGGGUGAAGUAUUUUAUGAAGUCACCUCGCUAUGCAAUCAGCUGAAAGGCAUGUAUAAACUUGUAGACGAUGCAGGAAUGGUUGGAAGCCGAUUUAACUCCAGAGUGGCUUGGCUGAAGCAAAUGAGGAUUAUUGUUCAAAGUGCUGAUAAAUGUGUGCAAGCCUUCAUAGACGACUCAUGUAUUAUAAGGAGAUCAAACCAUCUAUUUAAAACAAGAGCUGGGAUAAAGCUUUGCCGUGAAAUUGACAGAAUCCAGCAUACUAUCAGUCUUGUUGUGAGAAGCGUAAAAGCAUACGGCAUUGAAUUGAGGGAAGAGUCAAGCUCAGUGGUCGGUUUGGAGGAAGACAUCCAAGCAUUGGUGUCACAACUGACAACCAACAGUGAACAACACUCUGUUAUUUCCAUUUUGGGCAUUGAGGGCAUAGGUAAGACAACAUUAGCAAAUAAAAUUUUUGAUCAUGGAACAGUUUCGCGCCACUUUACUCGUCGUGUAUGGAUUUCUCUACCCUGGAAGUCCAAUGUGCCUUGGGUCCAAGAGGUACAUGAUCUUGUAGAUGAGGAGCGGUACCUUUUAGUCCUAGACAACAUCUCCACAGUAGAUGAGUUGAAUACUCUUAGAGCAGGAUUCAUUCCAGUAACAUCAAGCGGAAGCAGAAUUCUAUUCACUACACGACAUAGUGAUUUGGCUAAAAAGUUUAACAAUACUCCUCACCAACUUCGACUGCGAACCAAAGAAGAGAGCUGGAAAUUGCUUACCCAGAUGGUGCACUUUUCUCCAAAAGAGGAAAUGCUAGCAAAAGAAAUUUUAGGUAAAUGUGGGGGUUUUCCACUAGCCAUCUUACGUGUUGGAUAUCUAAUGUCUGGGGAAGAUGUGACUGCUGUAGAGGAGUUAGAAGAGAUGCUCGAAGACAUCAUAGAGAAUGAUCCACCAUCGUUACAAACAUACACCAUAGAUUCCAUAAAACACUUGCUUCCUGAACAUCUGUCUAAGUGCCUUUCUUACUUAAAGCUCUUCCCGUUGGACUUUGAAAUUCCCGCAAGGAGACUAAUUGCUUUGUGGCUGGCAGAAGGUUUGGUACAAGUGCAUGGUAAUAACACUAUAACUUCUGAAGAUGUUGCGGAAAAGUAUCUAUCGCAGUUGAUUGGUUUAGGCAUGAUUCAAAUUGUUGAACGAAAGCUUAAUGGGGAAGUCAAGACGUGUAGAUUACCCUAUUCUCUACCUGUCCGCAGCUUGGAGGCUACAAGUUCAAAUCAUAGAGUUGCUCUUCGUUUUAAAAGAAAUGAUCUUCCAAUUACGGUCAGCGAGAGCUUAUCAAAAGUUGCAAGCCCUCUUCUUUCUAUUCUCUCCUUUGAUACUCGAGAAGGAAAUAAACCUGGCGAAGAAAUAGGCAACUUUCUUCAUAAAGUAAUUGCAGAUGGUUGCUUCCGACCACUUCAGGUUCUUGAUCUUGAACGUGUAUUCAGACCUGAAUUCCCCAAGGCGAUUGGGAAACUAAGCAACCUGAAGUAUCUAGGCUUGAGGUGGACUUACCUUCAAUCAAUCCCAACAUUCAUUGGCGAUUUGCUAAAGCUCCAAACCUUAGAUGUGAAGCAUACAAAUGUCCGUGCUCUCCCUAGUUCAAUAUGGAAACUACAGAAACUUCGACACCUAUACUUAAACCAGAGUUGCAGAAGUAAAUUUGUGUAUCAACAAGGUGGCAAUUCCCUGAAGAAUCUCCAGACAUUAUGGGGUGUUUUUGUUGAUAAAGACAGUCCUUUGAAAGAUGGGUUGGACAAGUUGAUCAGCCUCAGAAAAUUGGGUCUGGCAUUCCAGUUAGGCAAAAUAAAGCAAGAACUAAUAGCAGAAUGGAUUGGAAAGCUGAAGCACCUCAAGUCUUUGAGAGUUAGAUCAGUUGGUGAAACGGACGAAUCCAGUUAUAUAAUUUUCAUGCCUUUGUCUGGUCUCAUCAAUCUGUCCAGCCUAAAUCUUAAUGGAAAGCUAGCUCCUCCCAUUGUAGCUGAGUUCCCCAAAAACCUCACUGAUCUUACUUUGUCAGCCUCUCUUCUUCCAGAUGAUCCAAUGCCCGAGUUAGAGAAACUCUCUAACCUUAAGUUACUCUGUUUUUACUCCAACUCUUACACAGGUAACAAGAUGCUUUGCUCUGCGGGAGGCUUUCCACGACUAGUAGUGUUGAAGUUGUGGAAUCUAGAAAAACUUGAAGUUUGGCAUGUGGAGGAAAAGGCAAUGCAAAGUCUCAGAGAGCUCGAGAUAAGAUCCUGCACAAAUCUGAAGGUCCCGAGUGGGUUGAGGCACCUAAAGUCUCUGAUCGAAUUGAAGUUAACUAAUAUGCCAGAAGGAUUUACAGCAACCAUUGCGCAAACCAAGGCUCAACUUUGGGAUGACCUUAAGCAUUCCCCAGCAAUCACUGCAGUUAACUGGCACCCCAUGCUGAGGAAAUCAUAG
Prunus armeniaca (apricot) is the source of this 3729-nucleotide messenger RNA. NCBI's taxonomy places the organism in Eukaryota, Viridiplantae, Streptophyta, Magnoliopsida, Rosales, Rosaceae. The record is from the annotation of a GenBank genome assembly.